Penicillium malachiteum is the source of this 2643-nucleotide messenger RNA. RefSeq names its product STE11 family mitogen-activated protein kinase kinase kinase. Gene Ontology annotation, molecular function: ATP binding; protein binding; protein kinase activity. Gene Ontology annotation, biological process: protein phosphorylation. The record is from RefSeq and is a predicted model, not a curated record. The coding region runs from base 1 to 2643 and encodes 880 amino acids. The transcript has 4 exons. NCBI's taxonomy places the organism in Eukaryota, Fungi, Ascomycota, Eurotiomycetes, Eurotiales, Aspergillaceae.
AUGCUGGCGAAGACGCAGUAUGCUAAUGGCCCCUUGGGGGUACCAACUCCAGUUACGGCUCACCCCACAACCACCACUCGACCUGGAACGGCCACUCGACUGGAUGGAUUUGGUUUCACAAGCCCAACCAAGUCGGAUUUUUCAGAGGGGCAAGAUGAGCUGGCGAAUAUUCGGGUGUGGGAUGAGAAGAGAGUGGUGGUCUGGCUCCACAGCAUCAAAUGUGGACAGUACGAGCAACUAUUCAGAGCAAAUCAUUUCACCGGCGAUAACCUGAUCGAUUGCGACCAUAAGAUACUACAGGAGAUGGGAAUCAAGAAGGUCGGAGAUCGAGUGCGGAUCUUCGUCGCAAUUAAGAACCUUCGGAGCAAGGCCGUCGUCAACAAACUAGCUGCUUUAGAAACCGCCGCCUUAUCCACCGAACCCUCGCGCUUCUCGGGCUUCCCAACAUUGGGUAAUCGACGCAUGUCUCAACUGGCGGAGGAGUUUGGAAGACCAUCUAUUGCGACAUCUCCGGCCGGGGAUUCAGAUCGAUGGCGCAAGGAUUACAUGAACCAGCCAUCAUCGGGCAGCUCAGGGAAUGGUCGCAAUGACGGAUCGAGCCGAGGAAGUUCGCACCCACGAAACCCUAGUCUCGACGGGUUGACCAUGGGUCCUCUACCACCCAAUUCGCCAGUCAUUCGCGUGAUCUACACCGGAGGACAGACCAAGGUCUUGGAUAUUCGGCAUUGCAAAACACCCGAUGAGGUCAUGGUCGGCGUGCUCAAGAAACUUCAGCUUCCAGAGCAUCAAUACAGAAACUAUUGCUUCUAUGUCUUAGAUGGACUAGAUCCAGAUCUGGCAAAUUGCCGACGACUGACUGAGAGUGAGCUUAUGGAAAUCUGCGAGGGCGUCUCCAAGUCUGAACGUGGCCGUUUGAUCUUGCGAAAGAUUCAUGCUGGAGAGCCGGAUGAUGACGAACUUCGUCGUGCAUCGCAGCUGGCUGUGGAUGAGAGUUCUGUCACACACCAAAUCGCGUUGAACAAAUCCAGUCGUCGCCAGCAGAACAAGAUUCAACAGCUCACAGGUGAAUCCUGGCAGGUUAUCAAUACUAAACAGCCAGUCUCACCAAUGGGCCCCCGGCAUCGUCCUUCUCCGUCUAAUGAUCCAGAGCAAAUGUCGCCUAAUGACCAGCGCAAUCCGGUGGCUAAGCUUCGUUCAUUCUUCGGCCAGAGACCUCCAAGUGAGAUGAUUAUCCACGAGCUUCCGUCCUUCUUCCCGAGUCAUGAUAAGCAAGAUAUUGAGAAGACAAUGCGGAGAUCACAACGUCUCAGUCGUGCAGCCAGUCGCCUCAGUGUUGUCAGCAAUUACAGUAUCGCAUCAAGCUUGAAGGAUGCGCCGCCACUUCCACCCCUACCUUCUAUCCCUCCCAUACCCCCAAUGCCCAACAUUGCCGAUGCCUGGCUGCAGAACCAAGGCGUGGCACCGGCCGCUCGUGCACGACCUAUCUCAAUUUCCAAAUUUAAUCUCCCCCAGGCUUCAUACCGGGACUCUAUUGCAUCAACCACCCUUCAACCACUCCAGGAAGAAUCACCAACAUCAACAGAACCGAACCGGAAGUCCUACAUUUCUCUUGAUAGUGGCUCCGAUGACGCUAUUCCCUCGCCCCAGAGUACGGUCGGUGAGACUAUGAGUGUUGCUACCCUUGAAGGCGAUGCAUUCAACGAUCAGAUGAGCGUGAUUGUUGCAGAAGACGAUGACGAGGAGGACCCCGGCCUGAACGAUUUCUUGGCUGGCAACAACUUCGCACCGGCGAACUGGAUGAAGGGCUCACUUAUCGGCGAAGGUUCCUUUGGAAGUGUCUUCCUGGCUCUGCAUGCCAUUACCGGUGAACUCAUGGCUGUGAAACAAGUUGAGAUCCCCUCUGCUACCAAGGGCACGGACUUCGAUCAACGCAAGAACACCAUGGUCACUGCGCUCAAGCACGAGAUCGAGCUUCUCCAGGGCAUGCAUCAUCCAAAUAUCGUACAGUACCUGGGCACAUCCGCUGAUGAGGAACAUCUGAACAUUUUCCUGGAGUAUGUGCCUGGUGGUUCCAUCGCUACCAUGCUGAAACAAUACAACACCUUCCAGGAACCCCUUGUCAAAAACUUUGUUCGACAGAUUCUCGCGGGUCUAUCCUACCUGCACAGUAAAGAUAUUAUCCACCGAGAUAUUAAGGGCGCAAACAUUCUUGUAGACAACAAGGGUGGUGUCAAGAUUUCCGAUUUCGGUAUCUCGAAGCGUGUGGAGGCAUCUCACGUCCUGGGAUCCCGCGCUAGCAGUGGUGGAGGUGGCCACAUCAAUCGCCCCUCUCUCCAGGGAAGUGUGUACUGGAUGGCACCUGAAGUUGUGCGACAAACCGCGCACACCAAGAAGGCCGAUAUCUGGGGUCUGGGCUGUCUGGUUGUUGAGAUGUUUAUCGGUGCUCACCCAUUCCCUGACUGCAGUCAGCUUCAAGCGAUCUUUGCCAUUGGAAGUAAUAAGGCUCGCCCCCCGGCUCCAGAGCAUGUGAGUCAGGAGGCUAAGGAUUUCCUUGAUAUGACCUUCCAGAUUGAUUAUGAGAAGCGGCCCAGUGCAGAUGAGCUUCUAAAAUGCAAGUUCCUGGCUAUGCCGAAACUGGGAUGA